This is a messenger RNA of Orbicella faveolata, 2134 nucleotides long. RefSeq lists its product as uncharacterized. Lineage: Eukaryota; Metazoa; Cnidaria; Anthozoa; Scleractinia; Merulinidae. Gene Ontology annotation, biological process: lateral element assembly; meiotic DNA repair synthesis; chiasma assembly. The record is from RefSeq and is a predicted model, not a curated record. Gene Ontology annotation, cellular component: transverse filament; synaptonemal complex; male germ cell nucleus. Gene Ontology annotation, molecular function: double-stranded DNA binding.
GGUUGUACAUUUGAAUUUUCACUGUAUAUAUGGUUACGUUUACAUCUCAACUGUUAUUAGUGAAUCUCAACUAUUGUUACGAAAAUAGUAUAAAUCUGCUGAUCGCCAAUAACAACAGCAAUAUUUUAGUAUGUUCUAAAACUGACAGAGGGCAUAGUUCUAGCCUGUGUAAAUCCGCCCCCUCCCCUCAAAAAAAUCGGGAAUAGAGGCGUCUCUCUCCCCGAUUUUUGUCAGGGGAGGGGUAGGGUGCACACAGACUACAUAGACCAAGAUACUGUAUUAUUAUAAUUUAUGAAGUUAAUGACAUCUUAUUUUUAUGCAGUGCGUGCUUUAACUUGUGCAUUGCAUAAAAUCAGAAAUCCCCAUUAUGAGGCAACCGAUUCUACUCAGUUAUUUUUUAUCUUAAUUAAGCCACUAAAAAGCCCGAGAACAACAUCCUCUGACGAAAAACUAACAACGCCGAAACCGAUGAAUCGUAACACGACAACAGGGGAUUCAGCGGUGGUCCCUGAAACUCCAAAACUGCCACGUGGUAUACUCAAGCAAAACGAUGUCUCUCAGAAAAAGAGGAGAGUGGCCUUUGCUGGCUCAGACGAGCAACGUACAUCAUCAGAGGAGGAAGGAGACGAAAAACAGGUGUUAAACUUUAUUAUGACUCCAAAAUUUGAAAGAAAAAGAGUCAGCGAAAAGGAGAAUCAAAAGAGUACACCACGAGCGAAUGUUAGAUUUUCACCAAAGCCAUCUCCUUGGAACAAUGAGCCGCCACGUGAAGAGAAAUCCCCAUUCACGGAAGUGCAAAAAUUGAAACAAAUUCCACGAGGCAAGCCAAUGGUUCCACAGAAACAGAAGAAGCUUAAAAUCCAAAGUGAAGAAUCUGAGGAAAUAGCGAAAUUCAAGGAGUUGUUUCCCGAUAUGAAAAGUCCAGAAUCCCUCUACGAUAAAUCUCCGGGCAAAGCACGUGGACGUGGUUUACACGAGACGAUGAAACCUCCAUUCAAGAGCAAAAUUACUAAGAUCAAACCACUUUCACGAAGAAAGAAAGACAAACAAGAAAGUACUGCUUGGUUUGACUCUGAUACACUCUUUGGGUUUGGAAUGGAUGAUGAAUAAACAAAGCAUGAAGUUGGGAAUGAUUUUUUAAAAUGAUUAAGUAAUCAGUUGUCAUACUUUGUAUUAGUAAAUUACGAUAAUCGUUUGCAAUCGCCAUGACAUUUGUAAAAUUACUGAUUAGGUUCAAUUAGGUUUUUUAGCUUCAAGGACCAGAGUUGCGGUAUUUGCGACAAUUAAAAAGCAAAUAAAAGUGUUAAUGGCGUGAUAUUCAAUUAUUUGUUGCGGCAAAGCGAGAAACUAGCCUUUGCUUUUGCAUUUUAGAACAAUUAUCUGUUUCACUAGUUUGCAUACGUUUUCAAUGGGAUUUCCCUUACAUUGACUCUCACAUAAGCAACUCUGCAGAGUUAUGGUCAUAUCAGGACACCUAUUUUACAAUAGGAUUUUGAGCUCGAGAUUUCUUUGAGGUGAUAGUCGAUGUAGAAAUCAAGAGCGAAUAGUCUUAUCAUUUAAGUAGAAUUCUAACUGAAUUUUUCCGUGAAAUAACGAUUUCCAAAUAUUGCUCUAAGUGGUAUUAAGCUCUACGCUUUAGAAAAAGCGCGCACACUGAAAUGUCGUUUGAAAUUUUGCAAUUGUGUUCACGCGCAACAGUUUUGUUUCAACAAUUUCGAGUUUUUUAAGUCAAGAAACCGUGAGUGUUCUCAGGAAUUCAAUUAUCAUUUGUUCCUAAAAGUUCUCCCGGAACGUCGGAAAAACGAGAAAACGCCGCCAUUUCGUAAAUGACCCACGUCCACUGCACACUGCCCAGCCAAUCACACUACAGGAUUUGGAUAAGUAUACGAGUAAAAUGCCACUUAAAAGAAGUAUGACACAACAGCAGCAAUACAACGUACGUUUAAUUGAGAUUUCUAAUAAAAAUUAAAGCAAUCAAAUAAUCCUGGAUCGCAGGGUAAUGGAACAAACAGUUUGGAUAAAUUUUCCAUCGGGAAUGUUGACAGGAAAAGGUAUUAUAAUUUUACCAAGUUAAACAAUCAUAAGAUAGUGAUGAGCUAGUAUGGACGGCAGCUACAUAAGCGGUGAGAAGAAA